Messenger RNA from Blepharisma stoltei, 723 nucleotides. The record is from the annotation of a GenBank genome assembly. NCBI's taxonomy places the organism in Eukaryota, Ciliophora, Heterotrichea, Heterotrichida, Blepharismidae.
AUGGUUAAAAAGAUUGUUAAGGGUCCAGCAGGCUCAUCCAGAAUAAAAAGCCAGUGAAGAAAAGUAUAUGAUGGCAUUGCAAAGAUGAGAGCUCAAGCAGAAGGCCAAAAAGACAUUGAAGAUUCCCCUAUUAUCAUAGAUACAUCUAUAGAUCCUAAAUUAUUCCGAUUCCACACCUUAAUAGGGUUACUCUUAAGCUCCCAAACUAAAGACUCAACGACAUCACAAACUGUUUCAAAGCUUCAAAGCCAAGGACUAACCCCAGAAAGAAUGGCAGAAUUAUCCGUUGAAGAAAUAGCUGACACAAUUUAUGGAGUAAGAUUCCACAAUAACAAAGCAAAGUAUAUUAAAAACACCUCAAAAAUUUUACUAGAAAAAUACGAUGGAGAUAUUCCGAAUGAUUUUAAAAAAGUUAUUGCUUUACCUGGAAUAGGCCCAAAAAUGGCUUAUUUAUUUUUACAAAUUUGUUAUGGGAAAAUAGAAGGGAUUCCUGUAGACACACACGUACAUAGAGUUGCUAAUAGACUUGGAUGAGUUAAGUCUAAAAACGAGCAGGAGACUAGAAAGCAAUUACAGGAAUUUAUGCCCCAAGAAAUGUGAGCAGAAGCUGAUGGGCUGCUGCUUGAUCUUGGACAAAAUAUAUGCACUGCAAAGAAACCUAAAUGUGGGGAAUGUGAUAUUAGUAAAUUUUGCACCUACUACAAAGCAAAUCAUAAGAAAUAA